Molecule: messenger RNA, 197 nt
Organism: Miscanthus lutarioriparius
Lineage: Eukaryota; Viridiplantae; Streptophyta; Magnoliopsida; Poales; Poaceae
Source: the annotation of a GenBank genome assembly
AGAUUUCUUAUGGGAUGGUGAUUUUCGUCUAAAGUGGGAUCCCAUGCUUGCACACUCGAAAACUUUGGAUGAGAUCCCUCAGAAUGGAGCAACAGUUCCACUGGAUAAAAAAAGUUUUCAUUCUUUUGCAGUGACGGUACUGAAUACAUCUUUGGAGGAUGCAUACAGGAAUCCGGACUUACUAUUGUGCUUCAAAG